UCGGCCACGCGGUGCGGGAGGCCGCGGGCAGGAUCUCGGCGCUGCCCUCGCAGGGGAGAGCGAUGAGACAAAUCCGAUAUUUACAUGAAACACCAGCAUGCAGUUCAAGCGGAGGAGCCUUAUUUGUGCACAGAGAUAGUCCUGAGAAUAAUCCAGAUACUCCCUUUGAGUUCACACCUGAAAACAAGAAGCGAAUAGAAGCAAUCAUAGGCAACUACCCAGGGGGACACAAGUCUGCAGCUGUCAUGGCAGUGCUAGAUCUGGCCCAGAGACAGCAUGGAUGGUUGCCCAUAUCGGCUAUGAACAAGGUUGCAGAAAUUUUAGAAAUGCCUCCCAUGAGAGUGUAUGAAGUAGCAACCUUCUAUACAAUGUAUAAUCGUAAACCUGUUGGGAAAUACCAUAUCCAGGUCUGCACUACCACGCCUUGUAUGCUGCGAGACUCUGAUAGCAUUUUAGAAGCCAUUAAGAAGAAACUUGGUAUUGAAGUUGGGGAAACAACACCUGAUAAACUCUUCACAUUGAUAGAAGUGGAAUGCUUAGGUGCUUGUGUAAAUGCACCAAUGGUACAAAUAAAUGACAACUAUUACGAAGAUUUAACACCCAAAGAUAUCGAAGACAUAAUUGAUGAGCUAAAGGCUGGUAAAGUUCCCAAACCCGGCCCAAGGUACGCCAUAUUUGUAUAACAGUGGCCAACUACU
This is a messenger RNA of Meleagris gallopavo (turkey), 698 nucleotides long. The record is from RefSeq and is a predicted model, not a curated record. NCBI's taxonomy places the organism in Eukaryota, Metazoa, Chordata, Aves, Galliformes, Phasianidae.